GGCCCAGCGCGCAGCGGCGGCGUUUCCCGGCGCCCCCCGCGGCAGAUUGUACACAAUCAUCAUGGCCGCUGUCUCAUCCGCCGCCGCCGAAGGUGCCGCGGAGCCGGGCAUGGAGGCCGAGGCGCCGGGCUGCGGCGGGGAGGGCGGCUCGCCGCGGGGCGAGGGGUGCCGGGCCGGGCCGGCUGGCGCCGUCAGCAACGGCAGCGACACGGAGAGCGGGCAGGAGCUGGUGGAGCUGCGGGUGAUCUGGAACAAGAACAAGUACGACGUGAAGUUCCGCCUGGACAGCACGGGCGCCGACCUGAAGCAGAAGAUCCACUCGCUGACAGGCCUGCCGCCCGCCAUGCAGAAGGUGAUGUUCAAGGGGCUGCUGCCCGAGGAGAAAACGCUGCGAGAGAUCAAAGUCACCAACGGUGCCAAGAUCAUGGUGGUGGGCUCCACCAUCAACGACGUGCUGGCUGUCAACACGCCCAAGGAUGCGGCGCAGCAAGAGGGGAAGGUGGAGGAGAGCAAGAAGGAGCCGCUCUGCAGGCAGAAGCAACACAGAAAAGUAUUGGAUAAAGGAAAACCUGACGAUGUGAUGCCUUCCAUUAAAGGUGUUCAGGAGCACCUACCAGCUGUGCCAUUAUCUGGCAUGUACAACAAAUCAGGGGGGAAAGUAAGAUUGACCUUUAAGCUCGAGCAAGACCAGCUAUGGAUUGGUACAAAAGAGAGAACAGAAAAGUUACCCAUGGCGUCCAUUAAAAAUGUGGUGAGUGAACCUAUUGAAGGACAUGAGGAUUAUCACAUGAUGGCAUUUCAGCUGGGCCCAACAGAAGCGUCUUACUACUGGGUCUAUUGGGUACCAAAUCAAUAUGUUGAUGCAAUCAAAGACACGGUGCUGGGAAAAUGGCAGUAUUUUUGAAAGCACGCUCACCUCUGGCACAGGAAAAUGACACAAAGCUAAGGACACUGCUGGGAGAGGCCUCCAGCAUGCCUGGAUGUGACAGUCCUGGAACUUAUUAAUAAAAUAUGAUAAAAGAGGCAUUGAUGGAAGCCAGAGGUGAUGUUCUUUCACCAUUAGUUUACUUUUAACUUAAAAUUUUCACCAUCCCUUUUCUGCAGUCAGCUUCAACCGUAUUUAAAGCAAAAUGCAGUGGAAAUCAAUAAAUUCUAAUUCACAAAAUAUUGUGUGUAAUACACUUAAAUCUGCUGAGAGUUGAUCUUCCAAUUUAGUUUUAAAAAGAAACUAUUACAAUGUAUUACUGAGGCUUUUUUUACAUGGUUUGAACAAAAACAACUAUUUUCAUAAUCUUUCAGUUACGAGCAUUAGACUUAAUUUAGUGACUUGGUUGUGACUGAGAAUUUCAGAACCAGUUUAUUUUUAGAAAUAAACUUGAAGCAGUGUAACAGUAUGCAAAAUGGAUGUUCAGCAAGCCAUAUUCUGCUGGCCCUUUUCUUUCGGGUUUGAAUCUUUGGUGGCAAAACUCUGCAUUUAUCUGUUUGUUAAACCCAAAGAUGCCCUCCCUUUUCUUUGUUUUGUUUAAUUUCCCCCUCUCUCCCAGUGCUGGAAGCUGUUUGUUGGUACUCCAUGGCACGUUUGGAGCAGAGGAACACCUCUGUGGAUGUUCUGUAAGCACUGUGACCCGGUGCUGCUCACUGUCCUGCUUUGUGCCACCGUUGUUUCCCUCUCUGCUCCACUUGUGCCCGGAGUGCUGCGUUUUGGAGCUCUGUGCACACUGCAGCCCUGGGUCACAUUGCAGCUGUUGUGACGAUGCUUUCCUGUCUGACUGGAAAACAAACCUACAGAAAGCUCCGGGCUCUGUGACCGUGCUGCUGUGUGUGAAGCAGUAAUGCAGGUCUUGCAAAGGAGGCAAACCGGAUGGGCUUUCCUUCCCCUGUGUGUGUUGGGGAGGACAGAGGUGGGAGAGGGAAGUUCUGAUGCCAUUUUGCAUCGUAAAUAACUGCAGUAGCCUUUUGUGAUCCAAAUCUGAAAGUGUAUGGGUAUCUUCUUCAGUGAACCCUGCCAGACCAGGGGGAUCUGUAUCUGUCCAGCAACUGACCUUCUGAAAUUUCAGUUACCUUCCAGCUUUUCUUUGGCUCAAGUUUACAGUAAGUUCUUACAGUAAGUUCUUGCAUCCAGUUCUGUCUGAAAUACCGUUCUGUGCCAUUGGUUUGUGGUAUUCGGUGUCAUCUCAGCAAUUAACGUGCCAUUUAUCUCAGGUUUUCUGCAAGGACCUUCCAGUCCUGACAAGGUGCACACCCCUACCGGAUUGUAUGUGCAGUCAGACUGAGUCAGUCUGGCUGUGUGUUAAAUCUGCAGCUAACAGAUCGCUGUUUGGUUUUGGUUGUUUUAACCCUGUAAGCUUAAUGUUCCUCAAUCCAAAUAGCUCAGCAUUUUGUGAAACUUGCUUAGAAAUAUCCUUUUAGGAACAGCUGAACUGACUAUAUUCCAUAUCCAUUUUCACUUGCCUUGAAAUAGCCCAGUUGAAACUCAGCAGGUGCAAACUCCUCAAAGUAUUUUGUUUUAUCCGAGAGAUUUGGGAAAGUGUUCACUUCAUGGUAUAUGUUAAGAGUGCUUAUUUACCUGUAGGUUCUUGAUAGCAACGUAAGCAGCUUUUGUUUUGUCCUUUCAGUUAGAGCAUUGAUGCAGUACGAAUUGUAAAGGUGUUCCAUAUCCAAGGUAGAAACUAGUGAUGUUCUGGUUACUCCCAUAGUGUGAGGUCUCUGCCUGUGGUGCUGCAGCAAUGCAGGAGCCCUGGGGGCUGCAGGCGGGGGCUCUUGCAGUGGGUUGGAGGUAGCAGUUCUUCUGUCACUCUUACUUUCUGAUUGCCAGUGCAGGUGUUAAAGCUUUAAUUUUAACUUUCAGUCCCUGGUGGAAGGUGUAUGUGCUGCAGCACUCCAUCAUUUGUUAGAGCUGGUGUAUGAGGGUAAUUAAUGAUGCUGGUGUCUUCUGUCCCCUGGGUUCACCUUUGCACUCAUCUGUCUCUUUUAUUCUGGCUGUCUCCACUCACUGCCUGGCUUGCUUGGAGCUCUCUGCAUCCAUUCACACUCUAUUUCCUCCCCUGUUAUUUCCCUGUCUUGCCUCUAAGAGGACUUGUCUGUGGCUCAGCUCCUUCCCCAGGUGCUGUGGGUCUGGGUUUGGUGCAGGAUCAUGGUGAGUACACAUGGCACCGUGGGCACUGCCCAGUGCCAUGGCCAGAGGGCACCAAGAGCAGCAGUGUGUCUUCCCUGCACCUUCCCAGCCUGUCCCACCCUGUGCUGGGAUCAGCAACUUGUCUCAAACUGAGUAUGAAAGUUGGGGGUUACAAAGCAGCUUUAGAUAUGAAGAAGAAAAAAUUAUAAACAAAGGUGAUCAAAAGUGGCCCUGUUUAGGUGCUUCUUUUCUAUUUAAAUUUGAUUUGAAGACUUGAAUUUCUUUGAUUCUAUGUGUAAAAUUUAAUUUAAAAUAUAGGAAAGUGAUGCUUACUGGAAAUGCUUUAAUUGGUGUUUGUUGGGUCGUUACAGCGGGUUUCUCAGGAGCUCUUUGAAGCCAAUGUUCCUCCUGAAUUUAGCAGCAUUUCUUUUAAGAUCCUCUCUCUUUUGGAAGGAUGUGGAGCUCUGUAUCUUCUGCUGCACGCCCAUUACUCCGAGGUGGUUACUGUCACUGAUCAAUAACAUCCAAGAGAGCAUGCUGUGUGUUUAGCCCUGCUGUGCUGCAGCCCGUGUGACCAGAGCUGUGUGCCAAGCUUCUCUGGGUUUUCUCUGAGAGCUGUGGUGCUCCCCAGGGCUGGUGGGCACGGAGCAGUGCUGUGCAGGAGGCAGCUUUGGUCCCUGCUGAGGCACGGUGUCAGCUGUGAUGUGAAGAUGUAAGCAGUGCUUUCAGUUGGCUGAUGAAGGUUGCUUUGAGAUCCAGCGUGUACUCUUCCAUAAGAUUUCUGGUAAUAGCUGCAGUGAUUCCUAUGCAAAAGCUUAAUUACUUCACUUAAACAACAGUUUGAUGCCUUUCUAUGGAGAUCGUUUCCCUGUUGUGUGUACAAGUGUCAUUUCCCACGAGCUGUUUUUGGGGGUUCCUUAGGAAACAAUACCAGGUUUACUGCUCAGUGAUGGAAGCAACCAGAACACAAAUGCGUAGUGGCAGCUGCAAUCUCCACCCCACUGCUGCCCUGUCUCCUCCAGCAGCCCUGUUUGCUACUCGGGGUGCUCCACCUCCCCCAGUGCUGUUCCCACAUCCCCUGCCUGCUGCCAGGGUACCUUUCCUCUCCUUGUUCAGAGCACAGCAUUCCUUCUGCAGCCACUUUGCAUCCUGAGCAUGAACGAUUCCUGGAUUCGUUUUUCAUCUGGGUUUUUAAAAGAUAUCAUUUAAGCUUUGGGUCCGAUGACAGAAUGUAUCCUGCAUGAAAGUGCUGCAUUAUUUACACAUUUUUCAUAUCAAGUUUAAAGUAAAUAAGUAAUUUCUGUUAGUGACAGAGUCUGAUGAGAAACAGGUAACUAAAAUUGUAGAAGAGAGUAGGGGAGAUGAGUUCCAGGACCCAGACGAGCUGUUCACACAUCUGGCACACACACAUCUCACACACACGGUGCCAUGUCAGCCCCAGUGCUCUGUGCCCGCUGUCCAUGCUCUGUGGCUGCCCAUGCCCCUCCUGCACAGCAUUCCCACCCAGCACUGUGCCAACCCCACGCAGCAAAGUUUGCUUUCAGGCCUCCCUUCCCUUGUUGGCUUUCUCUUUCCCUCUGUAACCUUAUUUCCCAAUCAAACUGUUUUCAUUCUGUGCCACGUCCCCCUGUUGCCUUCAGCCACGGAUUUGCUCUCUGCACUCACGAAGGUUCACGAUGUCUUAUCCAUGUUCUGAGCAAUUCUUGUUUUAGAAACUAAAAGAUCUUCGAUGUUUGUGUCCACUGCAGAUUUAUUUUAAAUGGAAUAUGUAAGUACCAUGUUUAAUGGUAUUUUUAAAUAAUCUAUUGCCUAUUUCUGGGGAGCGGGAGAUGACAUAUUUAGUCUUAGAUUUGCACUGCUGGAUUUUUUAAGUGUAACCUUGACUGGUUAUCCUAUUGUUUUAUUCUGUAAGAUUAAUUAGUCUUAUGAAUUAAAGUUUGAUAAUGAA
Messenger RNA from Lagopus muta (rock ptarmigan), 5063 nucleotides. RefSeq names its product ubiquitin family domain containing 1 (gene UBFD1). Gene Ontology annotation, molecular function: RNA binding; cadherin binding. Lineage: Eukaryota; Metazoa; Chordata; Aves; Galliformes; Phasianidae. The transcript has 7 exons. The coding region runs from base 62 to 904 and encodes 280 amino acids. The record is from RefSeq and is a predicted model, not a curated record.